Molecule: messenger RNA, 1382 nt
Organism: Psylliodes chrysocephalus
Lineage: Eukaryota; Metazoa; Arthropoda; Insecta; Coleoptera; Chrysomelidae
Source: the annotation of a GenBank genome assembly
CGUGGCCAAGCCAUGCCUCCCUGAUAAAGAUGACUAUUUUGAAAUCUCACUUCAGUUUGACAGCACCCGUUUUACCAGUGAGUACUAGAUUCGUGUGCUGUGUUACUUACUCUGGUGGGUUGUUGGUGUUUGUUAUUGUUGUGUGUCACACCGUCUGACAGCUUGAUGAAUUACAACUUAUCGAUGGCUUUUGAAGACCGUUCUAGUCCCAACGCUGGGGCUAGUCCUAAUGGAGCGACGAAUGAUCCUAAUUCGCCGGAAUCUACGAAAACUUCUUCCUACACUUGCAUGACUAUUAAUCACAACCACGAGGAUACUACAUCAAGGAGUUUCGUAUCAAAUACGUAUCCGAUCAAACCUGAAACAGAACGAUCUUUCUUCAGGAUCACCAACUUCGCCCUAAACAGCCCCAAAAGCGAAACCUCCAGGGGAUUCAGAUCCCCCUCGCCCAAUGAAAGCGUUUCGUCGAAAUCAUCAUCAGAACACAACGAACCCUCCAUACAAACGUUGAAAUAUUCCAUAACGAACAUUUUGAAACCGGAAUUCGGCAAAUCAGCAGUAUUGAAAACGAGGAUUCAGCCGAGGGUGAUUUUUAAACCGUACGAGAAGUGCGAGACGAAGCAAACGAACAAUCCGGUGGCUUCGUUGGGAAAUUUGUGCCAGAGUGUGUCUCAGAACAGUAUUGGGAUCAGGAAACAUCCAGAGCCCGUUUCCAGGCCGAAAACUCCUGAAAACGAUUUGACUAAUCCCGAGGAGGAGGAGAAGAAGGACGAAGACGGGAACGUGCCGACUCUUUGGCCCGCUUGGGUUUAUUGCACGAGAUAUUCUGAUCGGCCGAGUUCAGGUCCGAGAUCACGAAGAAUGAAGAAGAGUCCGAAAGCCACCGAAGAUAAGCGACCCAGAACGGCAUUUUCCAGCGCUCAACUGCAACGACUGAAGCACGAGUUCAACGAAAACAGGUACCUAACUGAAAGAAGGCGGCAACAAUUGAGCGCCGAAUUGGGUCUCAACGAAGCCCAAAUAAAAAUUUGGUUCCAGAACAAACGGGCGAAAAUAAAAAAGUCUUCGGGCCAAAAGAACGCCCUCGCUAUCCAAUUGAUGGCCCAAGGGCUGUAUAAUCAUUCGACGGUAGCCUGUGAUGAAGACGACAUGCCAUUGUCGUCUUAAAGUUUAAGAAAUGAGUGGUAAAUUUAGAAAAAAAGUCAAAAAAAAUUAAAUAAAUGCUUAGCAUAUUAAUAAAUUUUACAUAAAAUGUGGUUCACGAUAUUCCACAUCAAUUACGUCCCUGUGAAAAGGAAAUAUCUGUAGACAAUGAAAAAUAUUAAAAAUAAAUGACAAACUUUUGGGAAUAAGGUUUGGUAGUUAAAUUUAUAUUCAGGGAU